Molecule: messenger RNA, 282 nt
Organism: Symbiodinium necroappetens
Lineage: Eukaryota; Dinophyceae; Suessiales; Symbiodiniaceae
Source: the annotation of a GenBank genome assembly
GAGUGGCUUCGAAUGUCUCGUGAGGACGAUUCCCGGCAGGCAUUUUUGGGUCUGUGCUUCGUGGAUGACUUCGAAGCUCGGAGACGCCUGGCUCGGCUUCUGACGGCCAGGGCCAGCCGCAGGACGCCUUUCCAGGACGUGCCUUCUUCGAUCGUCGAAUGUUUGGACCUGCUUUCGCAGGCUGGUCCGUAUCGCCUGCUUUUUGAAGAGUUCCGUGAGAUCGUGGAGCUGAUUGAGGAGCUGCAUGUUUCGUCGCAGCGCCGAUCCAGGCCAGAAUUGAAU